Molecule: messenger RNA, 1950 nt
Organism: Hylaeus anthracinus
Lineage: Eukaryota; Metazoa; Arthropoda; Insecta; Hymenoptera; Colletidae
Exons: 2
Coding region: 132-1208 (358 amino acids)
Source: RefSeq, a predicted model, not a curated record
UAACGUGGGGGGUACGCGACUUGGGCCCGGGUGGCGAAGGCGAAAGCAUGCCGCGUAUAUAAGGCGACGAACCGCCGGCAAUCAGCAUCCAGUUCACUUCUGGACGCACCUGGAAUAUCUCGAGAGCAAAAAUGAGAGUCCUGAUCUACGCGACGGCGUUCGCCGUUUUGAUCUCGUCCACUUGGGCCGCGGAGGCCGAGAAGGCGGAGCCGCAGGAGGCGGACAAGACCACGAAGAAGCAGGAGAAGAGGGGUCUGUUGGGUCUCGGUUACGGCGGAGGCUACGGCUACGACGGCGGCUACGAGCUCGGCGCUGGUGGACACGGCGGCCUGGAAUUAAGCGGUGGCCACGGCUACGGAUACGGCAACCUGGUCGGCUACGACCACGGUCACGAGCACGUGAAAACCGUAACGGUGGUCAAGAACGUCGCUGUUCCGUACCCAGUUGAAAAGCACAUACCCUAUCCCGUGGAGAAGCCCGUUCCAGUCGCCGUGAAGGUCCCGGUACCGCAACCCUACCCGGUGGAGAAACCCUAUCCAGUCAAGGUCUACGUCAAAGUACCAUACCCCGUCCCGCAACCCUACCCAGUGGAGAAGAAGGUCCCUUACCCAGUCCAAGUGCCCGUCGACCGUCCAUACCCCGUCAAAGUACCGGUACCACAGCCGUACCCAGUGGAGAAGACCGUCCACGUUCCAGUCCAAGUACCAGUGCCGCAACCGUACCCCGUAGAGAAGCCUUACCCUGUGCCAGUCAAGGUUCCAGUCCACGUACCCUACCCAGUCGAGAAGAUAGUCCACGUCAAGGUUCCCGUCGACCGUCCAGUCCACGUGCCCGUGCCCAAGCCUUACCCCGUGCACGUCGACAGACCGUACCCAGUUCCAGUCGAGAAGCACAUACCGGUGCACGUCAAGGUACCAGUGGACAGACCGUACCCUGUCCCCGUCGACAGGCCGUACCCCGUCCCAGUGAAGGUGGGCGUACCGCAACCGUACCCCGUCGAGAAGCCUGUGCCCUAUCCAGUCGACAGGCCGGUGCCAGUCGAAGUCAAAGUUCCGGUAGACAGACCGUACCCCGUCCACGUCGAGAGACCGGUCCCGUACGCGGUCGAGAAGCCCGUGCCUUACCCGGUCAAGGUGCCGGUAGCCGUCUCGGUCCAUCAGGAGCACGGCUACAACCACGACUGGUCGGGUAGCCACGGUUACCACUAAAGUCGAUCGAGUGCCGUCGGUCCGGUCGCUCGUGAACCGAUCGGACGGUGGACAGCGACCUGGGACGAUCGACACUUUUAGGUUACACAAGGAAAACGAACGAACGAACCGGUUGAGAAGACGCCGUGACGCGCGUCGAGCCGCGUCGCGCCUUUCUUCUGGCAUCGGAGACGCGACGGACGAGGACUUCCGGUAGGAUCGAAGACGCCUCGAUGGUCGGGACCCCGUGACACGGUCGACGCGCGUCACGUCGGAGAGAUGCUCAUUGUUGGAAUCCGCCUUCGGUGACCUCCGCUCGCAAACAGCUCGCUUAUCUCACUUUUUCUACCGAUAUAGCAGAGUAUGUAUUUUUUUACGAAAUAUAAAUGUUAGCGAUACGAAAAAAAAAAAAACAAACAAGGAUGCGUUUCAUUCACGAGCGAUUGCCUCUACGAAGACGGUCUGCGUUUGACCUCGAUCUCCUCGUUGUCCUAAACUCAUCUCCUCACUUUCGUUUUCCGCGAGCCUAACCGCCGUAGGUUUCUCGCUUCAGCGUUCCGAAUUCUCUCCACCAACUGUCCCAACUUCGUCCCAUCGUAUCCGUUCCUCGUAUCGAUAAUUGGCGAUUCCAAUUUCCGAACGUCGCGUAAGCCGGAUAAUCCUCGAAUUUUGCACAUGUUCUCGCUGCGCGUCGAGCAAGGCUGUACCAUUUUCGCAGCUGGAAAAUCGAUAUACGAUGGCGCCGUUUCGCUUUCGCGCGCAA